UUUCAGCUGCUCAAGUUCCUAUAAAAACAGCUCGGCCUUCCCCAGAAGCAUGUAGGAGCCUCUCCCCUCUGCUGCUGCGCCAGACACCCGAGGUGGAUCACAGGACACCCGAGACACCAUGAAGAGCCUGCUCCCUCUGGCCAUCCUGGCUGCGCUGGCCGUGGCAGCCCUGUGCUAUGAAUCUCACGAAAGCAUGGAGUCCUAUGAAAUCAGUCCCUUCAUCAACAGGAGAAAUGCCAACACCUUUAUGUCCCCUCAGCAGAGAUGGCGAGCUAAAGCCCAAGAGAGAGUCCGGGAACGCAACAAGCCUGCCCACGAGAUCAACAGAGAGGCCUGCGAUGACUACAAGCUGUGUGAGCGCUAUGCCAUGGUCUACGGAUACAAUGCUGCCUACAACCGCUACUUCAGGCAGCGCCGAGGAGCCAAAUAAGAGCGCAAAGAAACAGUUGUUUUAUGGUGGAGUCUCGUUUUAUAUCCCCUGCAGUAGCAUUACUGAAGUAUACAGAUGCGGAUGUGCUGCUUGUUCCUUUACAUGAUCUGGCUGGCUGGCCCACUCCUUCCUUCCGCAGGUUGAAAGUAAUGAGAGAACAGUAUUAAGCAAUGUGUUUAUGUAUAAUAAAAUUCUGGUUUGAUACUUUCA
Molecule: messenger RNA, 640 nt
Organism: Mastomys coucha (southern multimammate mouse)
Lineage: Eukaryota; Metazoa; Chordata; Mammalia; Rodentia; Muridae
Gene: Mgp
Product: matrix Gla protein
Exons: 4
Coding region: 119-430 (103 amino acids)
Biological process (GO): regulation of bone mineralization
Cellular component (GO): extracellular region
Molecular function (GO): calcium ion binding
Source: RefSeq, a predicted model, not a curated record